This is a messenger RNA of Brienomyrus brachyistius, 1589 nucleotides long. RefSeq lists its product as uncharacterized. The transcript is spliced from 3 exons. Bases 879 to 1589 code for a protein of 236 amino acids. NCBI's taxonomy places the organism in Eukaryota, Metazoa, Chordata, Actinopteri, Osteoglossiformes, Mormyridae. The record is from RefSeq and is a predicted model, not a curated record.
AUUUGAAUAAGGAAUACUGGCGAUAUGCUUUUUAAGGGGACAGCACACGAAAAUUAUAAUACAGAGUAUUAAAAGAACCGCUCUUUAAAGGAACUGAAUUAUCUUAGUGUAUUUUACAUCACAAGCACUCUCGGUCCGUUGGGGAGUCCGUCCCACUGUACUUGGAGAAUGCUGCCAUGCAUUAAUCAUAAAUUUCAUUCAGUUGUGCGACAGAAGUUCCCUUCUAAUGUUUUCUUCAACAUAACAAAGUCCCACGGUAACAAAAGCGCUGAGGCCAGGAUCGUUAAUUGCAAUGUGGGGAAUGCAGACCAGCUGGGGUGGGGGAUCGUGCUCAGUCACGGUAAAAGGCAAACGGGUAAAUUGUGAAUACGCUCUUAAUCUAACUACAGCUUCUUGAAUUGUGGGAGGCGUGUGUAACAUAACGUUGUUCCACAUACCAAUAUCACUACGUAUCGGUAUCGCAAAACAAAGUUUUAAAUGUUAAGAUUCUGUCAUUCUGAAAAUCUGAGUAUUUAAGACAUUAUGUUACAUAGCGAUUUGUGGAGAUAAAUGCCCUCGGACAGUAGCGUUCAUUUCAUAUUAAGUCUCUUUAAGUCAUUGUUUUAUGUUAUGCAGGAUGAAUGUGCGAAUUUUAAUUAAUCAUCCUUUAAGGGUUAUAUGCUUACGGUGUUGUAUACUAUUCUCGGUGAACAAGUUAACUUAUAAAAGUCUGUUCCUCUAAUUAUAGAAUAAUAUAUAGAAUAAUUAUACAAGAGCUAUAAUUAUUAUGAUGUUAUUAUUUAAUUGUGUGGGCCGUGUUGCUUGAUUACAUUUGACUCUUCGGCACGUGGGACGCUGCCGGUUUGAAAGACGCAGCUUCACUUGUUUUCUGCACCAAGAUGACGAGAAACAAACGAAUUGCAAAAGCUGUCAGCUGGAGCAACGAUCGAUACUGGGCAACUUGGGACAAGUGGAUGGAAGUGAUUGACUGGGAAGAUGAGGAAGAGCUGUGCUCCCCAGCAGAAUCACCCUCUGACCAGGCUGACCGUUCCAUCGUGUCACACACCCGAAAGCCAAUUGCCAAGGCAGUUAGCUGGACGGAUGAUGUGUAUUGGGCAGCCUGGGACAAGUGGGAUGAGAUCAUCUGCUGGGGUGAAGAAGGAGAGUGCUCCCCAGCAACUCCACCCAUCAACCAGCCUGGGAGGGAUAAGGGGUUAGACAUGCAUGGGUUAGAGGUUUUUCUGUUAAAUGAAAGGACAGUCUCCAUAAAGCCUGCAGAUGACCACCAAGACAGGCUGAAAAUAGGAGCCGUAGUGGUCGACCUCUGCCAGUUUGAGCUAGAUGGUGUAAAUGAUAAAUUUGAAAUUGUCGAAAUACAAAUUGGAGAGGUCAAAUUGGAGGAGACUGCAGAGAGGGGUUUUAAUUCAGAAUUUGAAUUGGAAAUUAUGGAUGUGGAGAUAGAGGUUGUAGACAGUGAAUUCCAGCUGAAUGCUCUUAAUUGGGAAAUUGCUGGAACUAAAGUGGACAAAUUAUUAGUGGAACACCUGAACAUAAAUAAUCUAGAAGCAGGCAGUACACAGGUGUCUGUGGCGGUGUCACCUUCAAUUUAA